Molecule: messenger RNA, 1615 nt
Organism: Gymnodraco acuticeps
Lineage: Eukaryota; Metazoa; Chordata; Actinopteri; Perciformes; Bathydraconidae
Product: acyl-coenzyme A thioesterase 5-like
Exons: 4
Coding region: 2-1384 (460 amino acids)
Biological process (GO): fatty acid metabolic process; acyl-CoA metabolic process
Molecular function (GO): fatty acyl-CoA hydrolase activity
Source: RefSeq, a predicted model, not a curated record
GAUGACUUUUGGACCUGUUUUGAAUGGUUUUAGCAUAACACACAGUCAAAAUAUAACGGCAAAGAGCCAACUAGUGCAUCUCUGUUUUGAGAACAUCGACUGUCAACACCGAGAAGAAGAGAUGUCCUCCCAGGUCCGACUGCGGCUGCUGCCCAGAGCCAGAUGCAUGUUCGACGAGCCGCUCCAGGUGAAGGUGGCCGGGCUGAGGUCCAGACAGGUGGUCAACCUGAGAGCCAGAGCCACGGACGAGAAGGGAGUGAUGUUCAGCUCCAUGGCCACAUACAAGGCUGAUGGGAGUGGGGAGGUGGACCUACAGAGAGACCCCUCCCUCAGCGGGACCUACACCGGGGUCCAGCCCAUGGGCCUGCUGUGGUCCAUGAGGCCAGACACCUUGCACAAAAGGUUCACAAAAAUAUGUUCACUGAACCCCCAGGUGGUGAAGUUCUCUGUGCACGAGGAGGAGGGCGGGAUGCUGGCGGAGGCGACCAAUGAGAGGCUUCUGGUUGGAGACGGGGUCAUCCGGCGCCCGGUGAAAGAUGGGAAUAUUCGUGGAGUCCUGUUUACUCCCCCAGGAGAGGGUCCGUUCCCCGCUGUGUUGGAUCUGUACACUUUUGGUGGAGGUUUGUCAGAGAAAAGGGCCUCUCUGCUGGCCAGCCGGGGAUUUGUGGUUCUGACUGUAGCGCUGUACGGCUACGAUGACAUGGCGAAGAACAUCAAAGAGGUCCAUCUGGAUUAUUUUGAAGAAGCAAUAGCGUUUUUAAAGAAACAAGAUAAGGUUGGCAGUAAAGCAGUCGGUGUAAUAUCCAUUUCUAAAAGUGGAGAUCUUGCCCUAUCAAUAGCCUCUAACCUGCCAGAUGUUGGAGUCACGGUGUGGAUCAAUGGCUGCUCUGCCAACACCAUGUUACCCCUCUACUACAAUAAGAGCCAGAUCCUCCCCGCGUUAAUGUUUGACCUGAGCAGGAUGAUUCCCACAGACUCAGGGGCCUUUAACUGCAAAUAUGUGAUGCAAAAUGCACUGGCAGAGGAGAACAAAGCCACCCUGAUCCCCAUCGAACGAGCCGAGGGACGCUUCCUCUUCGUGGCUUCGGAGGACGACCUCAACUGGGACAGCAAGGCCUACAUGGAGAACAUGGUGGAGCGACUGCAGCGACACGGGAAGGACAACUUUGAGAGUGUGUGUUACCCCGGAGCGGGACAUUACCUGGAGCCUCCGUACGGGCCCUACUGCCCCUCCAGUGUCCAUGGGGUUGCAGGCAAGCCGGUCCUGUGGGGGGGGGAAGCAACGUCCCACGCAGCAGCUGAAGUCCACCUGUGGAGAAAGAUCCAGGAGUUUCUCAGGACUCACCUGAGCUGUGAUGCUCCGCAGACUAAAGCCAGAUUAUAGACAGAAAUAUCAUCAUAUAGAUAAACACACGGAUAACUGUAAAUAAUUGUACAGCGAAUCAUGUCAUGUUUGAUUUGAUGAUAGUUGAAGCACUGAGAGAAAGACAUGCUUAAUUUGUUGCCUUAGAUUUGUAAAUGUACUUAUCUAUGCUUUUAAGAAAGUGACAUGGCUGUGUGUGGAUGAGUUGAACAAUGAUUGAAACACAUACAAUUAUAAAGACUUUUCAAUCAA